Molecule: messenger RNA, 1896 nt
Organism: Austrofundulus limnaeus
Lineage: Eukaryota; Metazoa; Chordata; Actinopteri; Cyprinodontiformes; Rivulidae
Product: TNF receptor-associated factor 2
Biological process (GO): tumor necrosis factor-mediated signaling pathway; regulation of apoptotic process; positive regulation of canonical NF-kappaB signal transduction
Cellular component (GO): plasma membrane signaling receptor complex; cytosol; cytoplasmic side of plasma membrane
Molecular function (GO): tumor necrosis factor receptor binding; zinc ion binding; ubiquitin-protein transferase activity
Source: RefSeq, a predicted model, not a curated record
GCAAGCCACGAAGGCAUCUGUGACUUCAUGAUCAUCAUGUGUCCCUCUUGCAAAGAGCUGAUGAGAGCCAACGAACAGGAACGUCACAAUGAGAGAGAAUGUCCAGAGAGGACGCUCAACUGCAAAUACUGCAAAGAACCUUUUUUGUUAAAGAACAUCAAGGCUCAUGAUGAAAUCUGUCCAAAGUACCCAAUGAUUUGUGAGGGUUGUGCCAAGAAAAAGAUCCCCAGAGAGAAGUAUGUGGACCACAUUAAGUUCUGCGGUAAAUUUAAAACACCGUGCAGAUUUCAUGUUGUUGGCUGCGAUAUAUCUGUGGAGAAGGAAAAGAUUCAAGACCAUGAGCGACAAUGUUCUUAUGAGCACCUUAACCUGCUUCUGCAUUUCAUUAUGGGCAUGAAGGUGAGUCUGGAGAGCCUGCAGCCCCAGAGCCUAGAGGUGGCCAGCCAGAGGCUGCAGGAGCUCCAUCAGUCCCUUAGAGAGCUGGAACUGAAGAUGAGAGAGUUGGGUGGGGGUGACACGGCUCUCGUGCAGGGUGCGUGUGCCACGACCCUGUCCACCUCCUUCACUCCCCUGCCCAGUGCCAUGGGUGCUGCCCUGGAGCUGCAAAUCCAGAGUGAAAAGACUAAGGUAGCUGAGCUGAGCCGGCGCUGCCGGGAACUGGAGCUCAAAGUGAUCACUUUUGAAAACAUUGUCUGCGUCCUUAAUCGAGAGAUGGAGCGGUCCUGCACCACCAUGGAGGCCUACAACCGACAACAUCGAUUAGACCAGGACAAGGUUGAGAUCCUCAACAACAAGGUUCGACAGCUGGAGAGGACGGUGAGUCUGAGGGACCUGUCCAUCGUGGAGAUGGAGGGGAAAAUGAGGGAGAUGUCUGCAGCCACUUAUGAUGGCAUCUUCAUCUGGAAGAUCUCUGAUUUCACCAAGAAGAGGCAGGAUGCUGUGGCUGGUCGCGCUCCUGCUAUGUUUUCUCCUGCUUUUUAUACAAGUAAAUACGGCUACAAGAUGUGCCUGCGGAUCUACCUGAAUGGUGACGGGACGGGCCGUGGCACCCACCUGUCUUUGUUCUUUGUGGUGAUGAGGGGGCACAGCGAUGCACUCCUUAAGUGGCCUUUUAAUCAGAAGGUUACCCUCAUGCUGCUUGACCAGAACAACCGGGAGCACAUAAUCGAUGCCUUCCGGCCUGACAUCUCGUCCUCAUCCUUCCAGAGGCCUGUCAGUGAUAUGAAUAUAGCCAGUGGCUGCCCACUCUUCUGUCCACUCUCCAAGUUGGACUCUAAAAACUCCUACAUUCGUGAUGACACCAUCUUUAUCAAGGCUAUUGUAGAUCUCACUGGACUCUAGACCAAACCUGAAGGCAUAAAUCCACCUCUGCCUUUUAUUGCUACCUGUUGCAUCAACCAGCCUUUAUUUCAUCACUAACUGGAAGUUCUCAUGGAGGUUUGUCCAGUUCUUUCACUUUUGGUAUCAAAUGUUUGUAACAAUAUAACAUUAAACCUGGUGGUGGUGAUAUUAUUAUUUCAUUAUUUUACUAAUCACAAUUAACUUUUUUAAUCUAAGUAGUGAUUAUCCACCAAAGUGACUGACUGGUGGACAUCCAUCCCACCCUUCUGGACCUCAAUUUUUUUGACAAACUGAGUCAUUCCAUGAACUGUGUAGAAUCGGUUACUUGUGAAAUAGCUACCAAACUACAACACUGUCACUUGUUCACUUCUUGUGGGAAACACGAGGUUCAUCAUUUUCAGUUUUAUUGAACUGUGAUUGUAAAAGUUAACCCUGGUUUUAGGAGUAAAUAGUUCUCCUUGUUGUUAUUAGUCCUUCUGGAAAAUGAGAAUUGACAAACACAGCUCAAAACCAUAAAAUAAAGCUUUAUUAACGUGUUUGUUCACGUUUGACACA